GGAGGUAGUCUGCAACUUCGGAAAGAGUGCAGACUGAGCUUCAGCUACAGAUAGUCCUGGUAGUGGAAAGUGUUGUUUUGUGGACUGUUAAAACCGCAUAAGCGUCCGUGGAGCCUACAAGUGGGACCAUGGUGCAACAAACAGAACAUUGCGAGACGGAAGGUACCACGUCCAGGGAAACUACUGACAACGAAGAAAACGACCUGAUGGCUUGCAGCUCUGUGUCGGUGAAAGCCGACUGGUGCAAAACUGCAACCGGUCACAUCAAGCGACCGAUGAAUGCAUUUAUGGUUUGGUCUAAAAUUGAGAGGAGAAAAAUCAUGGAACAGUCCCCAGACAUGCAUAAUGCAGAAAUCUCAAAAAGACUGGGAAAGCGCUGGAAAAUGUUGAAGGAUAGCGAAAAGAUCCCUUUCAUCAGGGAAGCCGAAAGGCUCCGGCUUAAACACAUGGCUGAUUAUCCGGACUACAAGUAUAGACCUAAGAAAAAACCAAAGCUCGAUAGUUCGUCAAAAUCAACAUUGCCAUCGCCAGAGAAAUCGGGUAGCAAAACUGCCAAGACACCCGGUAAAAAAUGUUCUAAGUUAAAGACCGGUAAGGCGGUUUCGCGACCAUCUGCGGUCUACAGUUACCCUGAAAAGACUGAGAAGACUAUUAAACGCGAACUGAGUGACGAUGAAGAUGAUGAGGAAUACGAAGAUGAUCUCCCCAUCCGGAUUAAACAGGAGGAAGAUGAGGAACAGAUAAGGCUAUAUAAUGUGGCCAAAGUCCCCGCUAGUCCAACCUUGAGUUCUGCUGAGUCGGAGGGUGCGAGCAUGUAUGAUGAAGUGAGAAACGCAUCAUCAACCAGACUUUUCUACAAUUUCAAGAACAUUACAAAGCAGGGCAGCACGUACACAGCUUCCGUCUCACCAGCUUCAUCGUCUAGGUCUGUGUCUACCUCGUCCAGUGCCAGUGAAGACGUGGACGACCUGCUUGUGGACUUUAGUUUAAAUUUCGCAUCUAGUGCCCAAGGAUCGGAGCUAGGGAACACAAAUGCGGGCAAUCUCUCGCUUUCCUUUGUGGAUAAGGAUCUAGACUCCUUCAGCGAGGGCAGCUUGGGCUCUCACUUUGAAUUUCCCGACUAUUGCACCCCCGAGCUUAGUGAAAUGAUUGCAGGGGACUGGCUAGAGGCGAACUUUUCUGACCUGGUGUUCACAUACUAGUUUGUGGGGAAAGAGAAGAAAUGGAAAAACCAGUAAUAACUAUAAGAGGAAUAAGAAUAUGACCUAUCCAGAUUGUUCCAAGCUCUGCUUGCCUGUGGUUUAUUUUUGGGUAGGAAAAGGAGGUGUGACGACUGAGAACUCCAGAUGCAAAAGAAGGUUUUGUGGCAAGUCUGCUGAUUUGUUUUAGCCGUCCGCUUUAACAGGGUUUUGUGGAUUUUUUUUUCUGCGGGUCUGCAGUCAAAACUGUUCAGCUGCACUGGACCACAACGGGAAAACAAAUCUGAACCUCUAUGCAUCCUAAACUCCUUUUUUUCCUAACUGCAGGGAGUUGGAGGACGUGAGACUGGAGUGAUCUGUGGACUAACGCGUUUCAGGAUAUAAUGAACUUUAUAAGGGUUUUAUGUAAUUUCUAUAUGCCGCAAACCGUUUUGUUUUUGUACCCGGUUCAGUUUACCUCCUUGUCUGAGUAGAGGCUAAGCCGCUAUGUUGUACAGCUAUGGGGGGAACAUUUUGAUACAUGACAUACCUCAUCUUUUUAAAAGAAAAGUGAAAUAUUUUCAGGCAUAUUUUUGUACAGUCUAAAAGGGAAUGUUCUUAUCGUGCUUUCAGUGAGUUUUCAGGCACUUCUUCUACCCUCUGGGUUACUUUUUUCCUUUUAGCAUGCAAGAUUCUCAGUUUUUUUUAUUUUAUUUUGUAACGAUUUAACGUUAAAUUAAAACUUGCAUCUAAAUGCCUUGUGUUUUUAAGAUAGGGUUUGUACAGUUGUAGAUCAGAUUUGGUGCGUAAAUGUAGGAAGGCGUAAAUGGAAUUGAGGAUGUGAUAGAUUCCUCCGCUGGUACUAGUUAAGAUUGUAUGUACUGUAAUAUAGUAAAGUUAGCAGUCUAUGUAUAUUAAUGUGGAUGGGUCCCAAAUAGCAGGUGUAAAACUGGAUUUUCUUUGUCCUUAAUUUUUUAAUGGCACAUACUGAUUUGUUUCCUAUUUUGUGCAAUAUAUUCAACACACCAUCUGCAUUUUGUAGCAAAAGACAAACCUUAAAUGUCGUGAUGCUGAAGUCUGUAUCUUGACAAAAAUGAAUAAAUCAGCUGGAACUGA
Messenger RNA from Paramormyrops kingsleyae, 2294 nucleotides. It is a transcript of the gene sox11b, whose product is annotated as SRY-box transcription factor 11b. Gene Ontology annotation, cellular component: nucleus. Gene Ontology annotation, biological process: positive regulation of transcription by RNA polymerase II; brain development; neuron differentiation. NCBI's taxonomy places the organism in Eukaryota, Metazoa, Chordata, Actinopteri, Osteoglossiformes, Mormyridae. Gene Ontology annotation, molecular function: DNA-binding transcription activator activity, RNA polymerase II-specific; RNA polymerase II cis-regulatory region sequence-specific DNA binding. The record is from RefSeq and is a predicted model, not a curated record.